AUGGCUAUCACCAAGUACAAGGCUGCCGCUGUCACCUCCGAGCCUGGAUGGUUCGAUCUCGAGGGUGGUGUCCGAAAGACCAUUGACUUCAUCAACGAGGCUGGACAGGCCGGCUGCAAGCUGGUUGCCUUCCCCGAAGUUUGGAUCCCUGGCUACCCCUACUGGAUGUGGAAGGUCACCUACAUGCAGUCUCUCCCCAUGCUGAAGCGUUACCGUGAGAACUCCAUGGCUGUCGACUCCGAGGAGAUGCGCCGUAUCCGCCGAGCUGCACGUGACAACCAGAUCUACGUCUCUCUUGGUUUCUCUGAGAUCGACCACGCCACUCUUUACCUCUCUCAAGUCCUCAUCGCCCCUGAUGGCAACGUCAUUAACCACCGACGCAAGAUCAAGCCCACUCACGUCGAGAAGCUUGUCUACGGUGACGGCUCCGGUGACACCUUCAAGUCUGUCAGCGAGACCAGCAUUGGCCGCGUCGGUCAGCUUAACUGCUGGGAGAACAUGAACCCUUUCCUCAAGUGCCUUAACGUCUCUGCUGGAGAGCAAGUUCACAUUGCCGCCUGGCCUGUCUACCCCGGCAAGGAGCGCCAGGUUUACCCUGACCCUGCCACCAACUACGCUGAUCCUGCCUCUGACUUGGUCACUCCGGAGUACGCCAUCGAGACCGGAACAUGGACUCUUGCUCCUUUCCAGCGUCUCUCCGUCGAGGGUCUGAAGAUCAACACUCCCGAGGGUGUCGAGCCCGAGACCGAUCCUUCUGUCUACAACGGCCACGCCCGUAUCUACCGACCUGACGGCAGCCUCGUUGUCAAGCCCGAGAAGGACUUCGACGGUCUUCUGUUCGUCGACAUCGACCUGAACGAGACUCACCUUACCAAGGUCCUCGCUGACUUCGCCGGUCACUACAUGCGCCCUGAUCUUAUCCGACUCCUUGUCGACACCCGCCGCAAGGAGCUUAUCACCGAGGUUGAUUCCAACGGCGGCAUUGCUACAUACAGCACCCGCACCCGCCUUGGUCUGGACAAGCCUCUGGAUGGAGAGAAGAAGCCUGAGCAGGAAUCCCCUGAGGCGGUCUAA
Molecule: messenger RNA, 1074 nt
Organism: Fusarium sp. VM40
Lineage: Eukaryota; Fungi; Ascomycota; Sordariomycetes; Hypocreales; Nectriaceae
Source: the annotation of a GenBank genome assembly